Messenger RNA from Harpegnathos saltator (Jerdon's jumping ant), 3043 nucleotides. It is a transcript of the gene MED16, whose product is annotated as mediator complex subunit 16. Gene Ontology annotation, biological process: positive regulation of DNA-templated transcription. The coding region runs from base 245 to 2689 and encodes 814 amino acids. Gene Ontology annotation, molecular function: protein binding. NCBI's taxonomy places the organism in Eukaryota, Metazoa, Arthropoda, Insecta, Hymenoptera, Formicidae. The transcript has 14 exons. The record is from RefSeq and is a predicted model, not a curated record. Gene Ontology annotation, cellular component: mediator complex.
AAAAUUCAUGUCGCCAAAAACGCCGGCGUGGCCGCUUUCAGGCUUCUCUCUGCUAUGUACCCAACUUGCCCAGAGCCAUCUAUUGAAUUUAAUUUAAUUGAACCCCCUGACGAACGUGACGCGUCCUGUGUGCAACCGGCUAUAGAAUAGAUAGGACUCAAAUUAUAAUGAAGUAAAUAAAAAUAUAGUACAAAUGUGAGUGAAGUGUUGUUUAAAUAUAUAGUGUUGUUUAAAAUAUAUAAAAAUGGAUCUACUGUAUACAGUUAACAGAAGGACCUCCUCUAAGUUUUUUUCUAAUCAAGAAUGUUUAUAUGAUGGACAAUCCUUAUGUUCUUUAUCCAGUCGAAAUAUAGCAGCAUUUACUACAAUGACAGAAUUGGAUGACAAUAGUGGCAAGACACGAGGUUGUCAUGUUUAUGUAACAGAUAUGAAUAUGCCAUGGCAUGCUCAUAAAAUUCUUUCAAAUCGACACAAUAUUACUGCAUUAGAAUGGGAUCUUCCUGGUGAUAAAUUAGUAGUGGCAGAUGUAGCUGGAAAUGUACAGCUAUGGAUGUUGAAGGAUCAUGUGUUAAAUGAUUGGAUUUUAAUAGGUUCUACAUGCUUUCCUGGUGAACAUAUAUUAGGCGUAGCUUGGUUUCAUAAUGGCAAAAAGACAGGAUUAGUAACAGAGAAAAAGGAUAGUAUUCAUUAUAAUGAGAAAUUUAACCAUCUCCUGUUUGCUCCUUCGGUGAGGCAAUUUGGUGGCAGAGCAGCUGAAGGUGUUUUAGUAGUGUCGACAACGGGUAUGGUUGGUGCAGUCAUGAUCACGAAGGAUUUGCAAGUGCCAAUUUGCUAUUCAACAGAAAGUCUUGGUAGCACAAGGCAUAGAAUAACUGCGGUUGAUUUGUGUUAUGGAAAAAAUGGUCACUUCCUUGUUGCGGUUAGCAGUGGUAAUAUUUGUUUGCCAAUAAGAUGUUACAGGGUACUAGUGCGUAGAAAUGAUGAUAAAUGCACUAUCACUUCGCAGGCUUUACCAAGUUUCUUUCUGCAGGAUGGAGCACCCAAGGACAAUUCAUGUACAAUUGUAACACACCUAAAAUUUGUAGUCAGGGAAGAUGCAGAUUCUCUUGUUAUCGCGGCAAAUAGCGAAAAUGGCGGAUUUAUAGAGGUAUGGGAGUUGCGUGAAAAGUCACAACCUGUUCAUAAACUUUUUCAACCAAAGAGUUUGGAACCUUUCAAGACAGUUGUUUGGCAAUAUCAAUCACAAUAUCGCUGUCAAUCACCAGUAACGGCGAUAGCGACUACGAAACUAUCUAUAGUGACAACAUUACCACCUCCAAGCUAUAUAAUAAUAGCAUUAGCGGACUCUUCGGUACAUUGCUUAAAUCGCUUGGACUGUCUGAAAGAAGUGACAUUUUCGUCUUUAAAUAUGGGUUGGCGUCAAGAUGAACCUAAUAGCAAAUAUUUUAAAAGUUCAAUAUCUAUUUCCCAUAUGGAUCUUUCAUGGUUAGGAUGUGUACUUCUUGCAUGUGAUACUCAUGGCAAUCUGUAUCUCUAUAAAUUAUUGCCAGAUGGUACUACAGGUACAUCGAUGACAUUAAGUUAUGCCUGUACAUUAUUAGAAUAUUGUUUGGUGACAGGGUUGGAUUGGCUAGACAUACUUUUAUGUUUGAGGUCAUCUAUGGUUGAAACAUUAUGCGAGCGAUUAGAUGUUUCUUUUAACAGGCAACCACAGCCUACACAACAGUAUCACUAUGUUCAAUUUUUGUGUAUCAAGACGUCGUUAUACAGAAUGCUCGUGUCGGGACAGAGUAAAGCAGGGGAUUUAUCGUCAUUAUUAAUGAUACACUCAGUAGCUACAGCCUUCAAGUCUCUAUUGAGACCAUCGGAUAUGAUAUCUCAUGACAAAGGACCAGCAGAGAGCUUAACCGCGGUAAUAAUAACAGACGUCAUUACUGAUGUUGAUAAGGUGCUAUUACAUCUUGAUCCGAAAGAAUUUACAGUAGAACCAAGUACGUUGCAAUCGUUACAACAACUCAUUCAAUGGGUUGCUGAUUUGGCUCUGAAUGUAUUGGCUAGAUUACCUGAACAAAGGAUGCAGAUAAAGACUGGUGGUUAUGAACUUCUUAAAGAUCACAAGGCUUUGAACACUGUUCGGGAACUGCUAGUCAUGAUACGUAUCUGGGGAUUACUUCGCCCAUUAUGUCUUCCAGUAUUUCUACGCAGUGCAGACAGUCUAGAUGGUCUUGCCUUGCUAUUCCGCUUAUUGUCAAAAUUAGUGCAACCUGCUGGAGAUACACAACAGCAACAGCAAGUGGAUGAUGGUUUAAUUGAUGAUUGUUGCUUAUUGCCAAAUCAAAUCAUGAUUCCGCAAUUAUAUCAAGGUAAUAGCAUAACUGCUAUAGUUUCACCAGUUUUGUUUUAUCAGAAUCUUCCACUACAGUUGGAGUAUGGAGUGGAACCAGAACAACUACUUUUCACACCCGAAAUGAAUCCCGUUGAAGGCUGUAUGUAUAGUGGCCAGAUUGUAGAUACUAUUCGACAUUUGUACCUGGGGAAACAGCCACUUUUAGUAAAGCAAUGUACGAGAUGUGGCGGUAAAGCACAAGUACAGAAUAUGACAAGGACAGCUGCAGUUAGAGCUUGGGAUCAAAGAUGGACGCGAGCUUGUCGUUGUGGUGGUACUUGGCGAAUUCACAAAGCCUGUUAGAUAAUUAUUUGAGAAUUAUUUGAAACAUUAUAAAAUAAAUUUCUCGAACAUCUAAGUACGGGCAAUGAUAUAUCGGGAUGAUAUAUUCUGUCCGUCAUGCAAAACUUAAAUUAACUGAACUUAAAUUAACUAUCUGAAUUUUUGAGAAAUAGUUGAUUUAUCUUAUUACUUUUCUUGUAACAUUUGAAAUAAUUAAGGAGACUUCUUAAUUAUUGAUUAUAAUUAUCUUAUUAUUACUUUAUCAUAUUUAUCUAGCAUCAUUAAUGAAAGUAAUACGAUCUAGUUUUUGACACGAAACAAAAUGAAAAAGAAGUGAAAAUAAAAAAUAUGAAAAAUAUAGGAACGAUGUGCAGG